Molecule: messenger RNA, 555 nt
Organism: Patiria miniata (bat star)
Lineage: Eukaryota; Metazoa; Echinodermata; Asteroidea; Valvatida; Asterinidae
Product: phospholipase A and acyltransferase 3-like
Exons: 1
Coding region: 1-555 (184 amino acids)
Biological process (GO): N-acylphosphatidylethanolamine metabolic process
Cellular component (GO): cytoplasm
Molecular function (GO): glycerophospholipid phospholipase A1 activity; A2-type glycerophospholipase activity
Source: RefSeq, a predicted model, not a curated record
AUGGCAAAAAAGAACAAUUUUGGGAUUGUGGGUGACUGGCAUUUGCCUUCAUUUCCGGAUAUCACAGCAUUGGAAGACGAGUUAUGCCCCGGUGAUAGGCUGGAGUUUGACUUUGGCAUAUACGCACACUGGGGUAUAUACGUCGGUCGGUACCAAGAUAUGAGACAUGCUGUCAUCCAUUUCGGUAUGUUCGAAAAGCGGGCGACAUUCUCCAAAAAGAAGAUAUCAGGCAGUGCGUUUGCUGCCGGUCAAAAGCCCGAGAUACGAGCUGAUACGAUUGGGAUGAUUCUCGGUGGUUCUGGCAAGGUCAGGAUCAACAACUCAAGAGACCUUAAAGUGGAGCAUUUGGAUCCAGACGUCAUCAUUGAAACAGCUACGACCAUGCACCGAGACAAAACACCGAUUGAUUACAACCUUAUCGAGAAUAACUGCGAGCACUUCGUGAAUCUUUGUCGAUACGACAAACCCCAUAGUCAGCAAGCUGAAGAUUUGGUGAUUGGGGCCCUGGGUUUAUUCGUCGGGGGAGCCAUAGCCGGUGAGUAUCUCAAGCUAUAA